AUGGACGUUGCCUCAAAAGACGCCAAAAGCCAGCCCCCGCUCGUACCCGCAUCUACGCAGCUUAAACACAUGCCCGAUGUAGUGGUCCUCAACAUCUUCGACAUGCUCCUCGACGAUGAUGACGUUGCUGGUUAUCUUGAGAGGGUCGAAGAAGGCUACGACGUCAGGAAGGAGUGCAGCCCGGAUUGUAGGCACAGCAGAGGAGUGCAAAAUGCCACCAAUUUGGCCAGAGUUUGCAUGUGGUUCUACAAUAUCGUUUGGUACAUCACCUGCUCAAAUUUGGCGCCGAUGUCCAGCAAAAAACCGACCUGGACUUCUAUCACUAAUUCGACCGCGACCCAAUACAGGAAGUGGAUACAUCGAAGCUCAGCCCCAAGCCGAGAACCAUUACCUUUACCAAUGGGCGCCAACCCGCUGUUCUUCGCCUUGAGAGGCAGUUUUGACAGCGAUAAUCGUGAUUCAUGGGAGGCAACGUCUACAAGAUACUGCAGAUCCGGUACUGGCUCUUUCGUAGCCAACGACGCAAGUGGCUCACGUCUCGAGACUGUCAAGGCUUUGAUCGAGGCCGGGUCAUCUCUGGUCACUUGCGAGAAAGACAAAGUUCAUGCCCUACACCAAGCCUGUGCCUACCGAGACCUUGACGUGGCUCAGUUUCUGCUGGACGAAGUAGGAGUUGAUCCAAAUACUGAGGAUUCAAAAGGCAAUACACCUCUUCACUACAUGGCUGCUAAUCAUCAGUAUGACCCAAGUUAUAACCCAUGUUAUUACAGGAUUGAUAAAAGCCAUGGGCCCAGACGACGAAUACAAGACAUUGUGAACCUACUCAUCGAUAAAGGUUCAAAUCUCGAUUCCAAGAACAUCGACGGGAGAACUCCCACAGACUGCGGCUUUACGAUUUAUUAG
Messenger RNA from Colletotrichum godetiae, 903 nucleotides. Its product is annotated as ankyrin repeat-containing domain protein. Lineage: Eukaryota; Fungi; Ascomycota; Sordariomycetes; Glomerellales; Glomerellaceae. The coding region runs from base 1 to 903 and encodes 300 amino acids. Gene Ontology annotation, molecular function: protein binding. The record is from RefSeq and is a predicted model, not a curated record. The transcript has 3 exons.